Messenger RNA from Sycon ciliatum, 908 nucleotides. Its product is annotated as eukaryotic translation initiation factor 3 subunit F-like. The coding region runs from base 42 to 851 and encodes 269 amino acids. The transcript has 2 exons. The record is from RefSeq and is a predicted model, not a curated record. NCBI's taxonomy places the organism in Eukaryota, Metazoa, Porifera, Calcarea, Leucosolenida, Sycettidae. Gene Ontology annotation, cellular component: eukaryotic translation initiation factor 3 complex, eIF3m. Gene Ontology annotation, biological process: translational initiation. Gene Ontology annotation, molecular function: translation initiation factor activity; metallopeptidase activity; translation initiation factor binding.
CUCAAAAAAUGUUGUUUGGUUUGGCCUUUUGAGUUUCCACGAUGGCGAUGUACGAGAAGGUUUGCGUUCACCCUCUUGUGGUGUUCGCAAUUGCCGAGAGCCAUCAGCGGCGAAACGAGGACCAGAAGAGAGUCAUCGGUACCCUAACUGGCAACGUUGUGGACGAUGUUGUGAUCGUGAAGGAUUGUUUCGUUGUCCCACACAAUGAAACCCAUGACGAGGUUGCUGUUGAUAUGGAAUUUGGCCGCAACAUGGUGGAGAUGCGGCGCCGAGUGAAUGCCUCUGAGUGUGUCGUCGGUUGGUUCUCCAGCACCUCUCACAUCACUGAGCACAGUGCCCUGAUUCAGGACUAUUAUGCCCGCGAGACGCCCACUGGUGUCCAGCCCAUCCACCUGACUCUGGAUACGUCACUAGAGAAUGACCGGCCCAACAUGGAGGCGCACGUCUCUCUGCCCAUGGGCACCCCGGGCAAGGUGACUGGCGCCAUGUUUUGCCAGAUUCCCUGCACCGUCACCUGCAUGAACGCCGAGCGUGUUGGCCUUCACCAUCUGCAGCAGCCGCGCCAGUCCACCGAUGUGCAGCACAUUGAGUCGGCGUGCAGCAAGAUGCAGGACCGGUUGACCUCGAUCAUCCGCUACGUCGAGGACGUCCUGGAGGGCAAAGAAAAGGGAGAUGAGACCACUGGUCGCUUCUUGCUCGACCUGAUCAACAGCUUGCCUCGCAUGGAUGCGCAUACCAUGCACACCAUGUUGAACGGAACCACCCAGGAUCUGCUGAUGAUGAUGUACUUGGCCACGCUGGUCGAGACUCCUCUCACACUCAUGGAGCGCAUCCGUACCGCAAAUCUAUAACUUCCUCCUUUUUUUCUUAUAAUUUUUUACCUGUGCAAAAAAACGUGGAAACUGCAA